This is a messenger RNA of Labrus bergylta (ballan wrasse), 2315 nucleotides long. RefSeq names its product solute carrier family 25 member 33 (gene slc25a33). Gene Ontology annotation, biological process: pyrimidine nucleotide import into mitochondrion. NCBI's taxonomy places the organism in Eukaryota, Metazoa, Chordata, Actinopteri, Labriformes, Labridae. Gene Ontology annotation, molecular function: pyrimidine nucleotide transmembrane transporter activity. The record is from RefSeq and is a predicted model, not a curated record. Gene Ontology annotation, cellular component: mitochondrion.
UGUGAGCGGCUCUUCAGGUCACCCUGCCUCUCCGCUCAGCCCCACUGCUGACAGCUCCACCGAAGCCGGAACGAUCGUACAGAUGAACAACAGAAUACUUGGGGAUCACAGAAACCCGGACUCCAGUCAUCAUCAUCAUCACACUCGACACUUAAACAAGGCUUUAAAACAGUUUUACAACACGAGUAUGGUGACUGUUUGAAAAGAACAAAACAAGAUGCCGCAGAAAGACACGCUGCUAAAUCUCUUCGCCGGAGGGUGUAGUGGUACGGUGGGAGCCAUCGUGACCUGCCCCCUGGAGGUGUUGAAGACACGGUUGCAGUCUUCUAGCCUUGCCCUCCGACCUGUCUUCCAGGUCCAGCUGGGCACAUUCAAUGGAACCGGAGUUAUCCGACCCGGAACUGUUACGCCGGGACUGCUGCAGGUCCUACGAUCAAUCCUAGAAAAAGAAGGACCGAGAUCACUUUUCCGUGGCCUGGGGCCGAACCUUGUUGGUGUGGCCCCUUCAAGGGCCAUUUAUUUCGCUGCAUACUCUAAAUCUAAAGAGAUGUUCAAUGGGCUGUUUGUGCCUAACAGUGGUGCGGUGCACAUGUCCUCUGCUGGUGUUGCAGCUUUCGUUACUAACUCUCUGAUGAACCCCAUCUGGAUGGUCAAGACCAGGAUGCAGCUGGAAAAAAAAGCCAGAGGAGAAAAGAAAAUGAACGCUCUUCAGUGUGCCCGCUACGUUCACAAAACCGAAGGGUUUCGUGGCUUUUACCGAGGCCUGACCGCAUCAUAUGCCGGCAUCUCAGAGACCAUGAUCUGCUUCCUCAUCUACGAGACACUGAAGAAACAGCUUGCUGAGAGCCAGUUAUCCUCCCGGAAUAAUGAAAAGGAAAAAGGAGCGUCAGACUUCCUGGGUCUGAUGUUGGCAGCUGCAUUUUCAAAGGGUUGUGCGUCCUGCAUAGCCUACCCACACGAGGUCAUUCGGACACGGCUGCGUGAGGAGGGCAGCAAGUACAAGUACUUCUUCCAGACCGGGAGGUUAAUAAUGGUGGAGGAAGGCUAUGCAGCUUUUUAUAGAGGACUCAUUCCACAGCUUAUUAGACAAAUCCCCAACACAGCCAUCGUCCUCUCAACAUAUGAACUCAUUGUCCAUCUGCUUGGGGAGUCCAAGUGAUGAAGUGUGAGAAAGUUGGGAUUUUUUUCCUGACUAUGGACGCUGAAUAAAACAAAAGCUGGGCGAGAGACUUUGAAUAUGCAGCACAUGCAUUUUUGAUGUGCUGCCACAGAGACUAUACUGAUGGAACUGAAGCAGGUUGUACCUGUUAUCCAAAGAGUUAAACGCAUCAUUUUAUUACAAGCUUAUCGUUAAGAGUUCAGAAUAUUCAGAGAGUCAGAAAACCCCAAAGUUAUUGUACUUUUGAUUCAGACUCUUAAACCUGUGAAAAAAAGGUCAUCUUCUUGGAGGACUAGUGUUAAGUUAACUAAAUUAUUUUAUGUUUUGUUGUUUUAUUUUGUCAGAGGUAAAUGUACCCACUCACAUGACAGUGCAAUUGGACUCAUUAACUUUGAUGGAGGGAGGUUAUUAAUAUAAAGUGCUAGUUUUAUUGCUGUUCUUGCAAUUUUCUGACUACACAGAUCAUUUUUGGAUUUCUGAUUCACAAAUACACUGCUCUGGUUUUUAGGUUUGAAUAGCAGAGAAAUGUAUCAUAUUUUUCAUUAAUGUAUACAUAAAACAUAAUUCUGUAUAUUAGGUUAUCUGUAUGUUUUCUUUGUGAAAGAGAUUUGUCAACUUUUACAGGAUAAUGAGAAGUUGGAUGCUUAUUUGACCAGUGGCUCAAUAAAAUGCAUUAAGAAAAUAUCAGCUGGUUUAAAGUUCUAAUGUCAACAAAAUGUCACAAUGUUACAAACCAACAAAAAUCAUACUGUCUUACUGACUAUAAGCACACCUAAGGACAGCUCUUCUACUGGGAAAAAAAAGAACAUGAGGGACACUUUGCCCAACUCUUACGUCCAAAUAGAUUGAUUUGAUAUAUAAGAUCUCUGUCCAUUGGAUAUUCUUUGCACUUGAGGGAUUCUCCCUAAACGUCAGCGUCAGUCAGCCUUUUUUUGGAAAUGUCAAAACGUUCUUUCGCCUUCUCAUAAACUUACUAUUGUUUUUUCUUGUAUUGAUUGCUUCCUCUUCAAGUAAACAAGUCUUCCAUGUUUUGUUUUUACAUGGUCCUAUAAAAAGUACUCACCCCAGGUACUUUUUUAUACUUUGUUACAUAAGAAUACAUUAAGCUUCUAUGACCCGGAUCAACCUAUUAAAAAACAUUUGUUGUUCAAAUGAA